This is a messenger RNA of Hippopotamus amphibius kiboko, 2313 nucleotides long. RefSeq names its product SH3 domain containing 21 (gene MNMIP1). The transcript is spliced from 14 exons. Lineage: Eukaryota; Metazoa; Chordata; Mammalia; Artiodactyla; Hippopotamidae. Gene Ontology annotation, molecular function: protein binding. The record is from RefSeq and is a predicted model, not a curated record. The coding region runs from base 75 to 2198 and encodes 707 amino acids.
CAUCCUCGCAGCUCGGCUCUGGAAGGCGUCCCGGAAGCCAUGGGUAUGUGCAGAGGGUUUGGGGAGGCUCUUCUAUGCAACUGCGUGGAAAUAGCGAUAAAAGCCUGCACCACCACCCCGCUCUCCCAUUGUCCACACGGGGCCCGGGACUCGCGUCAUGGCCAGUCGGCCCCGACUGGGCUCUUCUGAGCCGCAUGCCCGCGCCAUCCUCCGCCCACAGAGGCGCUGGUCCUGGCCGGAUACCGCGCACAGAAGGAGGACGAGCUGAGCCUGGCGUCCGGGGACGUGGUCCGGCAGGUGUGCAAGGGGCCCGCACUGGGCUGGCUGCGUGGAGAGCUGGGGGGCCGUUGUGGCCUCUUCCCCGAGUGCCUGGUGCAGGAGAUCCCGAAGAUUCUCCGCGGCUCAGGGGAGGCGCCGAGACCUCGCUGUGCGCGCCGUCGAGGUCGCCCCGUCAAAUCUCCGGGCCCCCAAAGAUGGUGCAAAGUGAACUUCAGCUACAGCCCGGAACAGGCGGACGAGCUGAAGCUGCAAGCUGGGGAGGUUGUGGAAGUGAUAAAGGAGGCCUUGGUAACCCAGACAUGCCUUCAAUCAGCCUUGGCUCCCAGCGGCCUCCCAAGCUGAGCAGCCUGACCUAUGACAGCCCUCCAGACUACCUGCGGACAGUCUCCCACCCUGAGAUCUACAGGGUCCUGUUUGACUACCAUCCCGAGGCCCCAGACGAGUUGGCGCUGCGGAGGGGGGACGAGGUGAAAGUACUGAGGAAGAUCACAGAGGAUAAGGGCUGGUGGGAAGGAGAGUCUCAAGGCAGAAGAGGACUUUUCCCAGAUAACUUUGUUCUCCCACCACCCCCGAUCAAGAAGCUGACUCCACGGAAAGUGAUAUCUCGGGAAUCAGCUCCUAUUAAGGAACCCAAAAAGAUGGUGCCCAAAACAGCCGUCCCUACAGUCAAGAAGCUGGUGACAGCCCCCACUAGGCCCAGCAAAGCCAAGCCAUCUUGGACACCCAGUGGAGACAGUCAGAAGUGCCCCUCCCAAAACUCCAGCUCCAGCGGCAGUUUCCUCAGUGGGUAUCCAGGCCAGAGUGGCAGAAAGCGAUCCAGAACCCAGGCUUCCCAGCAACGCUCUGCGGCCAGUCAGGGCGAAGAGCAGAGCAAGCUUACAAAGGCCCCUCAUGUGAAUAAAACCCCAACUCUGGACAAGACCCCCAGCCUAGAGAAGACCCCAUCUCUGGAUAAGGCCCCUAGACCAGAGAAGACCCCAUCUCCAGAUAAGGCUCCCAGACCAGAGAAGACCUCAUCUCCACAUAAUGCCUGCAGCCCAGAGAAGACCCUGUCUCCAGUAAAGGCCCCGACUCCAGAGGAAACCCUAACUCCAGAUAAGGAGACCCCAGCUCUGGAGGACAAAGCUCCUAGCCCAGACAGGGUCUUUUCUGUGCCUGAGGCCCAGAUCCCAGAAGUCCCACCUGGUCCAAAGAUGGCCCCUCCUGGGGACGAGGCCUCCACCCUGGGAAAGGUCUUGACCCCGGAGCAGGUGCUCUCUGAAGAGGCCUCCAUCAGAGACAACACUCAGUUCCAUCACUUCUCUCUGGAGGAAGCCCUGCUAAACGCCAGUUCUCUUGAGGACAGUGAGGCUCAAUCCCAAGAGUGGGUUCACAUGCCAGCGGAGCCCCCCAUCCGCAUGGUGAAACAUCCCCUGGAUGAGAGGGGCAGCUCCCUUCUCCAGUCUGAGUCCAAGUCCAAGUCAGGGUCCACGCCUGCCCUUGAGAAGGCCCACCCCCAGGAAGAGGCUACCACCCUCCUGGAGGAGGCACCAGGGAAGGAUGAGACCACCCCCAAAGAGGAAGAGUCUCCCAAAGAAGAGGUGCCCCCCAAAGAGGUAACCCCCGCUCAGAAGAAUCCACAACCUAUUAUGCUGACUCCAGAGCCCCAGAUGAAUCCCACCCUCCACUCCUUGGUCCCGCAAAAUCUCACAGACGGCAAAAGUGACAGAGACGACAUGGUGAGGAUAAAAGACGAGGUGGAGGCUUUAAGGAGGUCGCUGGAGCUGAUAGGGGUGCAACUGGAAAAGAAGCUGACCGACAUCUGGGAGGAGCUGAGAAGGGAGAGGCAGAAGCGCACGAUGUUGGAGGUUCAGAUGCAGCGGAGGACCCAGGAGUCCCGGAACCGGGGCUCCAUCCACGCGCAGACGCAGACGCACUGAGGGUGGCCCGGGGAGGGACCACGGCGGGACCUGGAGCGACGUCUGGCUCCGGCCACCCAAGUGCUUGCACACGACUUUGGGAAACACGAGAAAGUAAACUCGUCGGUGUACGCGC